Messenger RNA from Coffea eugenioides, 730 nucleotides. RefSeq names its product berberine bridge enzyme-like 15. The record is from RefSeq and is a predicted model, not a curated record. The transcript has 4 exons. Lineage: Eukaryota; Viridiplantae; Streptophyta; Magnoliopsida; Gentianales; Rubiaceae. Gene Ontology annotation, molecular function: flavin adenine dinucleotide binding. The annotation marks the transcript as partial.
AUGUCUGAAGCUUUUAUUAUUCAAAAUAAUUCUGCUUUUACUUCAAUUCUUGAAUCUACUGCUCAGAGCCUGAGGUGCUUGGAGCAAUCCAGGCACAAAUCUAAGCUCAUUUUCAAACCAUUGGAUGAAUUCCAAGUUCAAGUAGCUGUUAUAUGCGCCAGAAAACUUGGCAUUCAGCUCAGAGCAGGUGCAACUAUUGGUGAAGUUUAUUAUUGGAUAGCUCAGAAAAGUAGAACUCACGGAUUUCCCGCGGGUCUUUGCACCAGUGUUGGAAUUGGUGGCUACAUUACAGGAGCAAAUGGUACUCCGAUGAGAAAAUAUGGCCUUGGGGCUGACAAUGUUGUUGAUGCUGGAAUAGUUGCUGAUCACCUGGACGAGGAUCUCUUCAUUAGAGUCCUUUUGCAGCCAACAAAUUCAACUGAUGAUCAGAAAGGAAAGAGGCCUAUAGAAACAGCCUACCAGGCACUAUUUCUUGGAAGGGCUGAUAGCGAUAGACUCCUAAAAGUAAUGAAGAAAGACAUUGAAAAAGGGCCAAUCCCGGAACAGGGCCAAUCCGUUGAGGGAAUAUGGAAAGGUCUUCUGAAAGAAGAUUCACCACUGAUGAUUCGGAGUCCUCAUGGUGGAAUGAUGAGUAGAAUUUCAGAAUCUGAAACUCCUUCUCCUCACAGAAAUGGCACAAAAUUUAUGAUUCAGUGGCUAACAUCAUGGGAAAGUGGAGAUGAUGAGGAAA